UGAAUGUAAUGGUAAUUUUGUGGAUUCACGUACAAAUGAGCUAUAUUAUCUAAAAGAUCAAAAUUCAGCCAAUAAUUCUUCUAGUGAAUUAACCAUGAAUUGUGGUAUAAAUAUGAUUUAA
Messenger RNA from Funneliformis mosseae, 121 nucleotides. The record is from the annotation of a GenBank genome assembly. Lineage: Eukaryota; Fungi; Glomeromycota; Glomeromycetes; Glomerales; Glomeraceae.